Molecule: messenger RNA, 1429 nt
Organism: Owenia fusiformis
Lineage: Eukaryota; Metazoa; Annelida; Polychaeta; Sabellida; Oweniidae
Source: the annotation of a GenBank genome assembly
AUGGGUAUUGUUAAAGACCAAGAAGAACCAAAAAGUGAAUGUAUCGUGAAUAAAAAUGCGCUACUGAUUGAGGAUGCAAUGAACAUGCCAGUUCUUGCGACUAAAAGUCCAAAGCGUAAGAACAAGAACCCAGCAAACAGGUUGAUUCCUGGUACUACUGACUUUGUGAGGUCAGGUUCCAGGCAGACCAGGGGAAGCAGACAGACCCGUAGGUCCGAUAACUUGAAACAUCUCCUUGAACUUGGUGAGAAAGACGAACCCUGUGAUGUCAGUGGAUUUGCAGAACUCAUUCAACCAACCAUAUCAACAUUCACCAAACUUUUCCUGGAGGAAGAGAAAAUGAAAUUAUGGAAUGACUUUAUCAACCAGUCUGAAGAUGAGCAAGACAGAGUGUUGAACAGAGCAAAGGAGGUGUUGAUUACCACAGAACAUAGCCAUUCAGAUGGUGAAGACAUGGAUGGUGAUUGGGUGGACCUGGCUGACAGCAGGAAUGUUCACCCUGCCUUCAGUGCCAAAGAGUGCUUCCAAAGAGUGGAUAGCAAUCUCAGAUCAAUGCUACGUCGUAGGCAUGUUCCCCUGGGCAUGGUAGCACAGCUAGAGGAACAGAUUCUCUCCUUCUUUGAGGAGUGGCCAUCAUCGGUGUAUGUGUCAUCCCUGCAAAGCAGCUUUGAACGUCUCCUGUUACAUGCCAUAUGUCAGUACCUGGACCUCUCCUCUCAGAGUUUUGAGAGUAAUGGAGUUCGCCAAACGCAGGUUGAGAAUCGCAAACCAGCCUUUUGUCCCCCUGAUGUUCUUCUAACUCAGUACCUCCAGAAUGCCCACCCUAGCACUAGCAGCUGAUGGUCUGCCAGCAAACCUGGUUUAUGACAAGCUAGGUCUACGCACACUACAUACUAUAUACAUUUCAAGUUUGGACACUCAGUAAAGCAUUUUGAACACCUCUGAUUCUACUGAAAGCAUAUCGACUGAAUAUUUAACCUAUGAGAACUAGCAUUAAUAUUACAGGAUAAUGAACAGUGGCCUAUGUUAGGCAUUAUACUAUUAACCUAUAUUACUCUAGCCCAAAGUAUAUACUACCAUUUCAAUAGUUUGAUUUUUCUUUGUUAAAAGAAGGCUUCAUACUCUUUGAGUGAAAUGAGGCCAUAACAACAGGUACUUUUGCCUAUUCAGACACUAAGCGUUAGUAAAUACCAGCUGAUUAUGAUCACUGACCUAUAGUGGACAUUUUCCUAUAUCGAAGAAUGCUAGACUAUAUUGAACACAGCCCUAUAGUGAACUCGGCAUAAUUAGUAGACAUUUCUCUGGGAUCAAGGAUGUCCUGAGCUUCUCAUGACACUUGUUACAUAUUCUAUUAUUGUAUGAAAGCAGUCAGGUUCUGACAGAUUGAAUACUCAAAACAUGUGUUCUCAUCAUGAUACCUCAUAUUAGG